AUGGGGCUUUCACUGCUCAAUCUCGAACAACUUUAUUUGAAUUGGAAUAGUCUAAGUGGAAACAUUCCGACCUCCAUCACCAAUGCUUCUAAACUUACCAAUUUGGCAAUGAACGCUAACUCCUUCAGUGGCUCCAUUCCAAUGUUUGGUAAUUUAAGACUCCUACAAUCCAUCCGUAUUUGGGGAAACAAUUUGACUGGAGCAGAAUUCCCAACCCAAGAAUUGGAAUUUCUCUCUUCUUUGACUAACUGCAGAUUUUUGAGGGAAUUUGACAUCUCAAACAACCCUUUGAAUGGUAUCCUCCCAUCUUCAAUUGGCAAUUUCUCCUCUUCUUUUCAGGCUUUUGCAGCGUACAGAAGUAGCAUAAAUGGCGUCAUUCCUCAAGAGAUAGGAAAUUUGAGCGGUUUGCUGCAAAUAACUUUAUCUAGAAACAAACUGAUUGGAUCCUUACCAGCAACACUUGGACAGCUGAAGAAGCUUCAGAGAUUAUAUGCUCAUACCAAUCAAUUGGAAGGGUUUAUCCCUCAUGAUCUUUGUCGAAUGAGUAGUUUGGGGGAGUUGAAUCUCAGUAGCAACGUGCUUGUUGGUCCGAUACCAGAAUGUUUAGGUGAACUUCAAUAUCUGAAGAUUGUAUAUUUAUCUUCCAACAAUUUGAGCUCGACUGUGCCUUCCAGCUUCUGGAAUCUUCGAGACAUUGUACGGCUGGACUUAUCUUCCAACAAUUUCAGCGGCCAGCUUCCAUCUCAGGUUGGAAAUUUGGAGGCUGCACCAUACUUGAUCUGUCAUCUAAUUACUUUUCUGGUGAGAUUCCAAGCUUGA
Messenger RNA from Salvia miltiorrhiza (redroot sage), 819 nucleotides. Its product is annotated as probable leucine-rich repeat receptor-like protein kinase At1g35710. Lineage: Eukaryota; Viridiplantae; Streptophyta; Magnoliopsida; Lamiales; Lamiaceae. Gene Ontology annotation, molecular function: protein binding. Bases 1 to 819 code for a protein of 272 amino acids. The transcript has a single exon. The record is from RefSeq and is a predicted model, not a curated record.